Messenger RNA from Miscanthus lutarioriparius, 585 nucleotides. Lineage: Eukaryota; Viridiplantae; Streptophyta; Magnoliopsida; Poales; Poaceae. The record is from the annotation of a GenBank genome assembly.
AUGGCUUCCUUGCCUGAUCCCACGGUGUACUACCCCACGUCCUCUAACGCCAUCCUGCGCGCGCAGCCGUCCACCGCCGCGGCGUCCAAGGGCUCGUUCGGCCCGGUCUUCGCCGUGCUCGCGGUGAUCUCCUUCCUCGCCGUGGCCGCCUGUGUCGUCGGCAGGCUGUGCGGCCGCCGCCUCUCCAGGAAGAGGGCGGCCGACCAGGACUUCUACGCCUCCGACGCCGUUGGGGGCGACCUGGAGAAGGGCUUCGAGAUCAAGUACCCGACGAUGAAGCCCAUGGCGAGCUCUCGCGCCAUGAUCCACGACGUCGACGACGGCUUCGAGAUCAAGUUCGCGCCGGGGAGGCCUGCGGCGUGGAAGAACGACAGCAAGGCCGACAACAAGGGGCGUCAGCAUCAGGGCCAGGGCCAGGGCCAGGGCCAGGGCCAGCAUCUGCAUCAGCAGCCCCAGCUCGUUGGCAUUCCCAAAGGCUACGCCGUGCCGAAGGAGUAUGCGGGCUUCAGAUACCCUGCUGAAGCCGUGGUCAGGCAGGGGCAAAUAAGGGGCGGGGCAUUCAUUCCAGCAAAGCCUGGCACAUGA